Messenger RNA from Mangifera indica (mango), 604 nucleotides. Its product is annotated as heavy metal-associated isoprenylated plant protein 28. The transcript has 3 exons. Gene Ontology annotation, molecular function: metal ion binding. Bases 92 to 526 code for a protein of 144 amino acids. The record is from RefSeq and is a predicted model, not a curated record. Lineage: Eukaryota; Viridiplantae; Streptophyta; Magnoliopsida; Sapindales; Anacardiaceae.
CAAACGCGAUCCUUGAUUGGCGAAAUAUAUAAUCACACGCAAAAAUUCCUGCAAAAGUCUGCAAAUUCUGAAGCACUUUCAGCCAGCGAAAAUGUCUACGAUCACAGAGAUGCGGGUUCACAUGGACUGCGCCGGUUGCGAGAGCAAGGUCAGAAGUGCUCUUCAGAAACUAAAAGGGGUGGAUGACAUUGACAUAGACAUGGCCAUGCAGAAAGUGACGGUCACCGGAUGGGCUGAGCAGAAGAAGGUUCUGAAAACAGUCCGGAAAACCGGCAGGAGGGCGGAGCUAUGGCAGCUGCCGUACAAUCCAGAUAAUAACAGUUUAUUAUUUAAUCAACACGAAUGUAAUGGUCCGGUGAACCACUAUGCCUCCCAGCCUUCUUCUUCUUACAACUACUACAAACAUGGAUAUGAUAGCCAGAAUGCCGCCUAUUAUAAUUACACUGCUCAGACGUCGUCCAUCUUCAAUCAUCAAACAGGUGCAUCGUUUAGUGAUGAGAACCCCCAUGCUUGUUCUAUAAUGUAAUCCAUCAAGAAAUAAAAAAGAAGGUGUAUGAUUCUAAUUAUUAUUGUAACUUUCUACGCUCUUGUUUUUGCUAAGAGC